Messenger RNA from Myxocyprinus asiaticus (Chinese sucker), 1704 nucleotides. Its product is annotated as potassium voltage-gated channel subfamily A member 10-like. Gene Ontology annotation, cellular component: voltage-gated potassium channel complex; membrane. The record is from RefSeq and is a predicted model, not a curated record. The transcript has a single exon. NCBI's taxonomy places the organism in Eukaryota, Metazoa, Chordata, Actinopteri, Cypriniformes, Catostomidae. The coding region runs from base 22 to 1704 and encodes 560 amino acids. Gene Ontology annotation, biological process: potassium ion transmembrane transport; protein homooligomerization. Gene Ontology annotation, molecular function: delayed rectifier potassium channel activity; protein binding.
CCCAGGGAGGGGAGAGAGGCCAUGGAGGUUCCUCUAGUCAAUUUCGAGAACCUGGAUGACAUCGGAAUCAACCUGGGAGACCCAAGCGAUUCAGGAUAUCCGACUUCGCCCAUCUCAGAUGCCCCAGAACCAAACCAGAUGACCUGUGGGAUAAACUCACCAACACACUCGCCCCAAAGAAGAAGACAGUCCAGACAUACACCACCCUCUCCACCAACCCUUAGCAAGAAAGGAACAUCAAGCUGCAACAGUCUGAUCUCCAACUGGAAGGUCCUGAUGAGUACAGAGGGCACUCCCAACGAGGCUCUCUUGGGAAAAAUAGCCAAGGGUUGUUGUGACGACUAUUUUGGGGAAAAGGAGAAACUUGAGGAGGGCGAACAAAAAGUGGUCAUCAACGUCUCAGGGAUGAUGUAUGAGACAACACUCAAAACCCUGAACCAGUUUCCAGACACCUUGCUUGGGGACCCGAUGAGGCGGAUUGAUUAUUUCGACCCCAUGAGGAAUGAAUAUUUCUUUGAUCGUAAUCGCCCCAGCUUUGAUGGAAUCCUGUAUUUUUAUCAGUCCGGGGGUAAGAUUCGGAGGCCAGCGAAUGUGCCAUUGGAUGUUUUUGCAGACGAGAUUGUGUUCUAUCGACUGGGGCAUGAGGUGAUGGAACAAUUCAGGGAGGAUGAAGGCUUUAUCAAAGACCCUGAGCCUCAACUCCCAACCAGUGAGCUUCACCGACAAUUCUGGCUUCUCUUUGAGUACCCAGAGAGCUCCAGCGCUGCCAGGUCAGUGGCCUUAGUGUCUGUUUUUGUCAUCACUAUAUCUAUUUGUAUCUUCUGCCUGGAGACGCUCCCGGAAUUCCGUGAUGACCACGAGUUUCUGCCUGUGAUUGUCAAUUUAACUCGAGAUGCCAACGGCACACUCUUGUCCCCUACUCCUUCUCCUAAGACUCAUGUCUCUGCCUUUACUGACCCCUUCUUUGUGGUAGAGACCAUCUGUAUCAUCUGGUUCUGUUUUGAGCUUGGAGUACGCUUUGUGGUGUGCCCCAGCAAGAGUGAGUUUUUUAGCAAUAUUAUGAAUGUCAUUGACAUUGUUUCGAUUAUGCCCUACUUCAUUACCGUCAUAACAGAACUGAUGGCCUCCCACGAAGAGGAUCCUACCGCCGGCCAGAAUAUGUCGCUGGCUACACUACGCGUCAUCAGACUAGUCCGAGUUUUCAGGAUCUUUAAGCUGUCUCGCCAUUCCAAGGGCCUCCAGAUUCUAGGCCAAACCCUGAAGGCCAGCAUGAGGGAGCUAGGCUUGCUGAUUUUCUUCCUCUUCAUUGGCGUCAUCCUCUUCUCCAGUGCCAUUUACUUUGCUGAAGUUGACGAACCUGCUACUCAGUUUGUGAGCAUCCCGGAGGGAUUCUGGUGGGCUGUGGUCACCAUGACGACAGUUGGUUAUGGCGAUAUGUGCCCCAUCACAUUGGGUGGAAAGAUGGUAGGGAUCCUCUGUGCCAUCGCUGGCGUGCUGACCAUUGCACUUCCUGUUCCUGUCAUCGUCUCCAACUUCAAUUACUUCUACCAUCGCGAAACAGAGCAGGCAGAGAAACUUAUAAUGGAUGCUGCUGCUGAGGCUGCUGCAAACCAGAAAAGCAGUCUGGAGGAAAAGUAUGAAAGCAAUUUCUCACUGGACAAGAGCAAUGGGAAUUGGCAGACAGGGAAAAAUGGCAUUCCAUAA